UCUCUCGGAUGGAUAGCAGCAGGUUGAGAAUCUCGUGAUACUUUCGGCGUGGAUAUGGAUUGUCUCUGAGGGAAUGUCGUUCAUGGAUACGGAUCGCUUCCACCGGGCCGCCCGGGACGGAUACUUGGAUUUAUUGCAAGAGGCGAAUAGGAAGGAGCUAAACUCGAGGGAUGAAGACGGCAUGACCCCUGCCAUGUGGGCCGCCUACUAUGGACACCUAGACGCACUCAGGCUCAUUGUAGGAAGAGGGGGUGAUCCGGACAAGUGCGACUUCUACGGCAACACGUGCCUCCACUGUGCGGCGGGCAACGGCCACAUCGACUGCGUCUCCUUUCUGGUCAACUUCGGUGUCAACCUGUGGGCGCUGGACAACGACUUUCACACGGCCAAAGACGUCGCCGUCCUCAACCAGAAGCACGACGUUCUGCGGCUGCUGGACCAAGCCCAAUCAAAGCAUGCGCUGGUCAACAAGAAGUUGGUGCAGCGGCUCAAAGAAAAGAGCGUGUACGAUGCCGAAAAGAGAAUAAAGCAGUACCGAAAACUGCAGACGAAGGCAGCCAAGAGGGCCGAGAAGGAAGAGAAGGAGAGGGCAUCAGCAAGGAAAGAGGUCAGAUUCAUCAAUGCCCCAAAAUUUUCUGAUAUAGUCAAUUCUGGAGAGAAAAAAGAGCAGAGAGCAACCUCCACAGACCGACGCAGGAAGAACGUAGCCUUCAGACCGGGAGAUAUCUUGAAGCGAGAUAGUGACCCAGACUCACAAACCCUAACAACGCGCUCCGAUUCGGCCAAAGAGAGCGACGACUGCACCUCCUCACCAGAGAGACCCGCGUCCGACAAUCAGUCCAGUGAUGAUGCAAAUAGUGAUGUACUGCAGACAGCCGAUUCAGGAAUAGGCGACGAACUCCAUGAUGGCCAUGUCAGUAUCUUUGACAGACCUGGUUUUGGAACAGUCUCCUUCAGGAAUUCCGUCGUCCACCUGACUGGGAUGGAUAACCACCCUGGCAGAGACGGUAACCGUAACUUGAUUACAGAGUUGCAGUGCAGAAACCUGAAGAACACCAUCAAUGAUAGUAUCGGAAGCGCCAGCAGUUUGGUAAGGCGACACAUCACAUGGGAGGACGAAGAAGAUGACGAAGACAGCGAAGAAGAUGAUGAGCUGUCCAACGAUGAGGAAGAGAGCGACGGUAUGGAAGAGCCACUGUCCUUGCUGCUGGCCGCCGUUGGCCUGAGCGAGUACCUUCCUCUUUUCCAGUCAGAGCAAAUUGACCUCGAAGCUCUGUCUUUGCUAUCCGAGGAAGACCUUAAAGCACUCGGAAUGCCGCUAGGUCCAAGAAGGAAGCUCGGCAGGGCUGUUCAGGAGAGAAUAAAGAUCAUGCAGGAUCCUGGCGCUGUGCAGGAUAGUCCGCUGUAGCAUUCGUAUAUAAGUAAUGGAAAUUCAAGCUGCAGAAGAUAUUACAGUUCAUGGUCUAGUAGCAAAUCGGUCUGAAAUAACUGAAACUGAAUACUGAUGGUUGAGUUGAAGAACUAUUUUCAACUUAACAUAGAAUUCAAAUUAAAGAGCCUCAAAAAUGGCUUUAGUGGUAUAAACUUCUAGAAAAUGAAAUUUUAUAUUAAAUACCAAAGUCAUGUUGAUAAUAGCUAUUGUCACAUAAGACAUAGCAUGGGCUUAGAGUUACAGAAUCUUUAAUAGACAUCUUUCAUGUUUAACAUACUAUCUUAUUACAAAGAUUGCAAUACUGAUAAAACACAUCUCUAUCCACACAGAUAAAUUGCCUUUUAAAUAAAUAUAUUAGGAUCUCAUUCAAUGUCAUUUAACUUUGCGUAAUCGAAGGAAACUUUUUUCUGGUUGUAGAAGACAGCACCGGACUGCAUUGUGCGUUUGUCCAGCUAAUUUGAAACGAUGCAAUAAUCGUAAAACACAGAAGUGAAAUGAGGAGCACUAUUGGCUGAAAAAAAGGGUAGUUUCGACAGCACAUCUGCUUCGUCGAGAACUGAUUGUAACGAUAAUUCACUGGAGAAAAAAAAUAGAACUUUCCAUUGAUGUCAUAUUAACAUUCUGGCGAAAGAAUUUUUCUAAACAUAUCUCAGUUUACGAUUCUUUUGGUGUCUUUUCUGAGUUUUUGUGCUCCACAAGAAAUGUAAGCAGUUAUUCUAAAUAAAAACAUAAAACCCAGAAA
Molecule: messenger RNA, 2174 nt
Organism: Argiope bruennichi
Lineage: Eukaryota; Metazoa; Arthropoda; Arachnida; Araneae; Araneidae
Product: pre-mRNA splicing regulator USH1G-like
Exons: 3
Coding region: 74-1408 (444 amino acids)
Molecular function (GO): protein binding
Source: RefSeq, a predicted model, not a curated record